Molecule: messenger RNA, 840 nt
Organism: Letharia lupina
Lineage: Eukaryota; Fungi; Ascomycota; Lecanoromycetes; Lecanorales; Parmeliaceae
Exons: 3
Coding region: 1-840 (279 amino acids)
Source: RefSeq, a predicted model, not a curated record
AUGUCUCGUGGCGGACUAUUCAACUCAUCUGAUUCGAGCUCGUGGAGCAAUAUUGGCAAUUAUUCAAUGGGACUCGAGAUGAACCUGGGCUACAGCGACAAUGCUACUUAUGGACAUGACACAGUAGCUCUCGGAGUUAGUGAAGCCACUGGAUCUCCUAACCUAGACUCUCAAGUUGUUGCUACUUUCGAAUCGACUGGAGUGGUCAGAUCUCUGACACUUGGAAGCUACGACUCAUCACGACUUGUUCUUAGUAAUGUCUCCUUUUCUCUAGCCCCCAACGUCUCACGGGACCUUGUUGUUGGCCUGCAAUCAAUAACCGCCAAAUAUGCGAACGGCUCCGCAGUAUCGCUUCAGUCAGAGCCAAUCUGGACCUUCAUUGAUUCAACCAUCCCUUACAUUUAUUUGCCGCUCGAUGCGUGUAAAUUAUCUGAAAAAACGUUCGGUCUGAUCUGGAAUACGACACAUCAGAAGUACUUCGUCGACGAUAUUCUGCAUGAAAAUCUUGUAGAAGAAAGCAGUAACAUUACAUUCACAUUGGGGACUUCUGAGAUUGGAGGAUCAACCGUUGAUAUCUGUCUACCUUAUUCGAGUUUCGAUCUUGUGAUGGACGACCCUUUAGUCCCCAGCAGUCUUAGCGGUAUACGGUAUUUCCCGCUCAUGAGGGCUGCAAACCAAUCUCAGUAUACGCUUGGUAGAACAUUCUUGCAGGAAGCCUAUGUCAUUACCAAUUACGAGCAGUCCAAUUUCUCUGUCUUCCAGAGCAAGUUCGAGGAUGGGGCCAAGCCAGAUAUCGUAGCAAUACCUCUAGCAAGCACAGCAGUCGUACCACUGAAAUAG